Phycomyces blakesleeanus NRRL 1555(-) is the source of this 666-nucleotide messenger RNA. RefSeq lists its product as hypothetical. Lineage: Eukaryota; Fungi; Mucoromycota; Mucoromycetes; Mucorales; Phycomycetaceae. The transcript has 2 exons. The record is from RefSeq and is a predicted model, not a curated record. Bases 247 to 525 code for a protein of 92 amino acids.
UUUGGUCAUUGGAACAACAUCGAAUUAUUUGACUUUGUCAAGAGCUUUAUGCCGAAUAUAGUUGUCAUUUACUCUCCCACACAAAUGAUUGAUUGGUUGUCAAAGGAUGGUUGAUUUUGCUACUCACAAGUUACACGCAUCGGUCGCAAAAGAGAAAAGCGACAAUCUUUGUGGAUUGUCAAGCAAGACCAUUGGGAUGAAGUCUUGAAAAUCACCUUGAACACGAAAUCGUUUUUGGACGCAUCAAUGGAAUCACAUGGUUGGAUCAAUGUCGGUUAUGCACAAAAAUCACGCACAAAUGAACCUGUGAAAAACAAGAUCAAGCCAAUACAAAAGAUGACAGAUUUCCUCCUUAUCAAAUGUCACUGUGCGAAAGUCUUCUUAUCCCCCCCCCCAUGUGCUCCUCUGGAUCGAAAUUAUGCCAACAUGAUACAAAGCUGUCAGGACUGGAUUGUAAUUGACACUCAGUCACAGUAUUAUCCAAUCAUAAGAUAUUGCCUUAUUAAGAAUGUUAAUAAGCAAUGACAAAGAAGUAGUUGGUAACAAAUCACUUAGUAAUAACUACUUAGCAAAUAUCGUCUCUUAGUCAUUCACCAAUUAUAUCAUAUAUCCCAAAACAUAUAAAUAUCUCAAAUAUUCCAACAAAUAAACAUUAUCUUUAUCUUC